AUGUCCAGAGUUCUCGAUGAUAUAAUAAUGGAAGAUGUUGCAAAGUCAUGUCCUGAGUCAUUUUUGGGUUUCAAUAAGUGCAUGCAAUCUCCGGAAGUCAGAGAUAAAAGAGACUGCAUCAAAUACCAGGUGGCAUUACAAAAAUGUGUGAGAGAAGACGUGAAGUCUUUCCAACGGAUCCAAAAGAAUUGUACUGAAAUGAUUAGCAAAUAUGAGCAUUGUCUUCAGAAUAAUAGCACAAAUUACAGUUCGAAAUGCUUUGAUGAGCUCAAACGGGUUCGAUUAUGCGCUGCGAAACAAGUUGGAGGUGAUGUGAAGCUGGAAGAAGAUAGAAAAAAUCAGUGA
Molecule: messenger RNA, 345 nt
Organism: Brettanomyces bruxellensis
Lineage: Eukaryota; Fungi; Ascomycota; Pichiomycetes; Pichiales; Pichiaceae
Exons: 1
Coding region: 1-345 (114 amino acids)
Source: RefSeq, a predicted model, not a curated record